Molecule: messenger RNA, 1405 nt
Organism: Sinocyclocheilus rhinocerous
Lineage: Eukaryota; Metazoa; Chordata; Actinopteri; Cypriniformes; Cyprinidae
Product: cell cycle checkpoint control protein RAD9A-like
Exons: 10
Coding region: 235-1200 (321 amino acids)
Biological process (GO): DNA replication checkpoint signaling; cellular response to ionizing radiation; mitotic intra-S DNA damage checkpoint signaling
Cellular component (GO): checkpoint clamp complex
Source: RefSeq, a predicted model, not a curated record
CAUGUCGGAUUCGAAGUAAACAGUGGCGCACUCCUGCCAAAUUAAAUUCUUGAAUUAUCCGCUUAUAAUAAUAAGUUUUGUGUUUUUUGAAUGAUGUACCUUAUGUUAUGCGAUAACAGAUAACCGCUCUUAACUUUUCUUUACGAUCAAUUUCCUGCGUUAUAUUGGCCACUGGCGUUAUGUGGCCGGUUCCGUGAUUCGUUAUAAAAAUCUACUCGAGCCGGUGAAUACUUUAUGCAAACUUUGUUUAGAAAGAAUAUUGUUGACAAGCAAAAUAUAAUGGAUUGUGUUGCAACCGGAGGAAACGUGAAAGUUUUAGCAAAAGCCAUACAUUCCCUGUCAAGAAUCGGAGAGGAGCUGUAUUUGGAGCCCAUGGAGGAUGGGCUCCUAAACUGGCUCUUGAAAACACACAAUUUGUCCUAUCAGGACUGUGAGAGUUUGCAGGCCGUGUUUGAUAAAGAGAGCUGUGCAAACGUGCUACAGGCUCAACCCAGGUUGAUGGUGGACACAGUUCUGCAUUUCCCUCCGUCUCUGGAGGAGGUGAAUCUGUCGGUGAGCAGUAAUCGCGUGUGGCUCAGGAACCACGUGGAGGAUGAUGCAGACUCAUCACGAGCAAUGAUGACUGAACUGUGUUUGAGCUCGGAGGAGUUUGAUCAUUUUGCCGUUGGCAGUCAGACCAGCGUCACCUUCUGCCUCAAAGAGCUCAGGGGUUUGCUUGUAUUUGCUGAGUCGUCUGGUCUUCCAGUUUCUAUGUAUUUUGAUGAGCCAGGCAGUCCAGUUAUCCUGAGUGUAACAGACAGUGUUCUGGAGGCUAAUUUUGUCCUUGCUACACUGUCAGAGGACUCGCAUCCAAAGAACCACGUCAACUCCAAACACCCUGACACAGAACAGCCACCAGACGACUUCAUGAGCGACGACAUGGACUCGUUUCUCAUCGAUAUGGAGACCAGCGAACUUCCUGUACUGUCACAUGUCCCCACAUCCCCGCCACGACCCACCAAUAAUAACAGAAAGCACUCCUUCAGUGAAGAGGAGGAGGAGGAGGAAGCACUUGCAGAAGGACCUCCCAACAAAAAGUUUUGUUCACUUUUCUUCGGUUCAGUUCUGCCCACUCCUUCUCAGUUGCCCAAUCAGACCAUGCAGAGCCAGGAAGUGCUGGCAAGUGACAGUGAAGAUGAAAAUCAGACAGAAACAUCAUAACCGCCCAUCGAUUGAACGAUGUGGAAAAAACACUCCCACAUCCAACCUCACAAAGACUGCUGAAUGCAUUUACACACAAAUGUCUCCUCCUGAUUUUAUUUUUCUAUGAAAAUAAUUAUGGUUUUAAACCAAGAGAUGAAGCAGUGAAUAUAACAAACCACAUCAAAUCAUUGCACAAGUCACAUUAAAACAUCUCACUCCCACU